Molecule: messenger RNA, 3162 nt
Organism: Solanum stenotomum
Lineage: Eukaryota; Viridiplantae; Streptophyta; Magnoliopsida; Solanales; Solanaceae
Exons: 3
Coding region: 168-2486 (772 amino acids)
Source: RefSeq, a predicted model, not a curated record
AACAAAAUAGGAAGGCAUGACCCAAAGAUAACUGAUUUUGAUGAAAAAUAAGCAGAUGAAGGUGAGAUUCAUAAAGAUAUAAAAGGACUCUUUGGAGAUCUAAAAGGGAUCAAAGCUCAAUUUUUGUAGGGAGGAAUUGCGGGCGACAGAGUAAGUAGAAGACGGCCAUGACUAAAGAAGACUGUAUGGAGAAAGACGAAAUGGAUUCGCUGUUUGAGGGAAUGGUUCUCUUCAAUCCGAGUGCAGAUGUCGGACAUCAUGCCCAACUAUCCACCAUAGCUGAUGCGGAUGCGGAUGCAUCCGCUUCUUCCCCAUCGCAGGUACCUAAUGAACCCCUUGAUGAGAACCUUUUCUCGGAUCUCACUCUCAUGACUCCCUCUCAAUCCCUACUGCUUGAUGAAGAAGAAGAUGAAACUCAAUCUCCAUCUGAUCUGGCGUUGGUAUCUCGGCAAAAUUCCAGUAGGAGAAGAAAAAAAGCUGGAUUAAGGAUAGGAUAUGGCAGAGAUAGAGAUUAUGCUGACCAUCUGCCACAAUCGUCCCAUACCCACCUCAACUCUCCCUCUGACAUAAGCUCCGUUCUUGCUGCUAUUCAAGAUAAAGAAGCAAACCAAGAACAAAAAUUUGAACAGGAAGCUGAGGAGUCGAGGGAUGAAGAAAAGAACAUCUCUUCUAUCACCACAGCCAAAGAGCAGGAUUCCUCAACAGAAAAGCUUAACAAUGGCACUGACUCUCUCAACUACCCUAAUAAAAAGCUUAAUUUGUCCUCGGCUAAUCCUAUUUCAUCUACACUUGAUGACGACGAAUACAUGGAUGCUGGUCAUCUAAAUGUUAAAGCAAACCCAGUGGAGUUGAAAUUCGAUCAAAUCAGAGCCACCAUUGCAGACAAGCUUAAGUUGGCCCAGGAGGCGGUAAUCUCCGUCUCUGCACUGCGGAAAGAAUCUAUCCGAAGGAGAAGAGAAGCUGUCGAAGAAUUCAAUGGGGCAUCUACCCACCAUAGGGACUUGGAGAAGAAGCUGGAUGAAGCUUGUGAAGCAGAGGAUUUUGAGACCGCUGAAAGGGUCAGUGAGAAUCUUGCUUCCGCGGAGAAGGAAAAGGAACAGUCGGUCAUUCUCCUCAGAGAUGCCGAGACAUACUGUGAUGUCAUUGACACUAAGAUGCAGGACGUUCUUGUGUCCCUUAUUCAAGCUGAGGAGGAAUGUGUUUAUUUGCUACGAAGAUUUUCAGAGGAAGCUGCAAGUAAUGCAGAUUCAAUCCUGAUGGAUGCAGAAACAAUAUCUUCAAAAGAUGGUGCUGAGUGGCUUUCAUCAGUUGAAGCCAUAGAAGUCAGCAAAUUUGAAUUAGAAAUUCAAUCCCAACUAGUUCACGGAGCUAAAUCUGUUUUGAAUGAAUCAAUUGAUCACUCAGUGGAGGAUGAUCGGAGGGAAAUAGAUGUUCUUUGCAAGAGAAAAGAAGUAUUGGCAGAGGAACUGAGGGAACUGCUUGCCUUUGUGAAAGAGAAGGAAGCAGAAAUAGCAGAAAAUGAUGGUCUCAUUCAAAAAGUUGAGCAUAGGAUUGAUGGGGUUGUCUCAUGCUUUAAGGAGGUUCAAGAAAGUAUAUAUAAUAAUUAUGAUAAAUUGCAGUCACACCUUUCUGAGCUGAUGGCUGAGAAUGAUGUUUUACUGAAAAGAAAGAAAGAUAUUGAUAGUUACCUUUCUCAGCAAGAAUCAAGAGGAGAAAAGAUUAAGAAUCUUUCCAGGAUUUCUGCAGAUGAAGCAAACAUGUAUGAAGAAGUUGUUGGUCUUAGAAAGAGUCUGGCUGUGUUCAUCUCGAAAUCCAAGGCCUAUAGACUGAACCUUGCCAAAAGUGAAGAAAGGAUUUCAGAGGAGGUGCAAAUUCUCAAGCAGGAUUUUUUUGCUGCAAGAGCUUCACUUCAGGUGUUAUCUUCAACUAAGUCAAGCAUCCAGCAGGAAGUUGAAUCCUGUAAGCAGCGCCUUCUUUUCAUUGACAGGAGACUUCCGGAGUUGGAGGCAGAGAAGAAGGUUGCUGCUGCUACAAGAAAUUUUAAAGAAGCAGCACGAUUAUCUGCAGAAGCUAAGGCCUUGUGCAUUGAAAAGGAAGAAAUACAGAGGAAAAUGGACAGUACUGAGUCAGAGCUUAAGAAGCUUGAGGAAGAAAUAUGCCACACGAUUGAUAGGAUGCAAGAAACUGAAGUGCAGAUUUCAUCGAAGGAAAAAGAGUUGGCUAUGGCUAGAUUCCGGAGGCUAAUUCUAAUUGCUAGAGAGGCUAGAGCUGAGAGAUCAGCUGCUUUGGAGUUGGGUGAUCAUGAAGAAGCUGAAUCUUUAAUGGCAGAGGCUGAUGCUGCGGAGGUUGAAGCAAGAAAACUUCAACCAAUUUACAAUUUCAAUGAAGAAGCGAUUGAAAAUUUACCGGAAGUUUUCAUAUCAGCUGAGCUUGUAUCCACGCUUGGUAACAAGCAAUUGGCUGAGUUGGCUGCUUCUGCAAUAUAGCGGCAUCAUGAAUUAUAUGCUAACUUAACUAAUGAAAGACUUUUGGCUUGGGUUUUACUGGCAGCUUUUCCUGACAUGAAUAAAGCAUUUGUGAGGAACUUGUUGGUGAUAAUGACUUUUCUGAAAAGCACAAAAGACAAAAAUGGCCUUCUUGGAGAGGGUGUGGGCGCUAGUGAUUAUAAUUCAUAGGGUGUUUAACUCCUUGGCAAUAACUUGCUGAGGUGGAGACUACAUGGCGUGCAACCAGAUAUGAUGUGAAAGGUAAUGUCUUUAGUAUAUAAAGGUCGAAGAAAGUUAAACAGUAAGUUCACUUUGGGUACACUCUCUGUGUGUUUUUUGAGGCAACAAAUCCGUGCAGAUCUAUGAAAAGUUGGAAUUGGUUUGAUCUACAUUUUUUCGCUUCUUGAUAGUAUUGUAUAAUGCCUUAAGAUGAACAACCAUCAUCGCAUUUCAUGUUGUUUAAGAGAAUGGAAAGUGUGAAAUUUAAGGCCAAAAAAACAAUUGGAUAGCAUGCUUUUGUACCAAUUCUGUAAAAUGAUUGUAAACCAUCGAAAGGGCAUAUAUUAUGGGGGACAAACAUAGUGGAUGAAGUUUUUAUAGCCACGGAAAUGUUACAAGUGUUGUAGACAUAAAGAGUCUGCAAACAAUAUUUGGUCAGGUGCAGCAUUUUCUUUAU